Molecule: messenger RNA, 1494 nt
Organism: Linnemannia hyalina
Lineage: Eukaryota; Fungi; Mortierellomycota; Mortierellomycetes; Mortierellales; Mortierellaceae
Source: the annotation of a GenBank genome assembly
AUGAGCUGGCAAGGAUUCACCAAGGCCGUCUACAGGCUGCCGCAUACAAUCUCCACCAAGACUGGCAUCCGUGAUGAUGACGAGUUUGCAGAGUUGAACGGCAAGUUCACUACCUGCGAAAGGGUCACCGCCAAUCUGUUGCAAGAGGUCAUGAAGUACCGCGACAAUAUCACCUCAGAGUUUGGGAUCGUCCUUGCCGAGAUCUAUGACCCUAAUCUGAGUAUGCCCAGUGGCGAGGUCACCCCGCGUCGAGCCCCGACCGCGCCAGAGUCGAUCCAGGCUGUUGAUAACUUCCAGGCUGUCAUGAGAGAAACAAGGGACAUUCUCCUCCCCGAGGUGGACAAUCUGGAGUUGACUGUGGUUCGACCUCUGCAAGAGAUGUUGAACAACAUGAAGCUGAUCCGCAGGACCAUAACCAAGAGGGAACAUAAGCUGAUCGACUAUGACCGCUACCGCCUCUCGCUCAAAAAGCUGACGGACAAGAAGGAGCGAACCCUUAACGACGAAAAGCAGAUAUACAAGCUGGAGUCACAAUUGGAGGUGGCAACAGCAGACUACGAGGGGCUAAACGGGUUGCUGAGAGAGGAGCUCCCUGGGUUCUUCUACUACAACACAAAGUUGAUCGAACCUGUCUUCAACUCGUUUUAUUUUUUGCAGCUCCGCAUCUACAACAUCAUGCUGGAGCGCAUCACCCCACUUGCCAACAGUGGCUACUACAAUCUGACCAUGAACGUUCUCCAAGGCUAUGAGGCCAGGAAACAAGACACUGCCCCAACGGUCGAAUCCGUCGAAAAAAUCACCCGCAAGUCAGUCACCACCAGCUAUGCGAGCAAGUAUGGACGACCCUCUUAUGAGGAAGGUGCAGAGGAGCACCAGGGAGUCCCGGCGCUGGCACCCAAUACCCACCGUGGGUAUUCUCCUACUGCCCCAACAGCAGGAGUCAAGCCCUGGCAAGCCGGUAUCGCCUCUGCAGGGGCAAAACCAUGGCAGACUGGAGGAUCUGCAGCACCACAAGCACCGGAAGCUGCUGGACUCAAGCCUUGGCAGACUGGAGCAGCAGCAUCUUCGGCUCCCCCUCCUGCUUACAAUGCCAUGCCAGCUCCAACCACACCAGUAGCAGCCACUGAGAAGUCUGGAUCACAAUACACUGGACCGUCGAAUGUCAACAUUCACUUGACGCCGUCGAUUUCUGGUACGAUUUCAGGGACUGCGGCAGCAGCAGCGACGUCGCAUGCGGUAAACAGUUUUAAUGCGACGCUCAACCAGAAGAAAGGCCCUCCUCCACCUAUCCCCAAGCGAAUUGGAGUUUCUGGAGGGGCCAAGAUGGCGGUGGCGCUGUAUAAUUAUGAUGCUCAGCAGGCUGGAGACUUAAGUUUCCGAAAGGACGAUCAUAUUGAGAUUAUUGAAAAGUCGAACAGCGCGAACGACUGGUGGACAGGUAGGCUGAACGGGAAGCAAGGUGUCUUCCCUGGGAACUAUGUCCAGGAGCUGUGA